UCUUCUUUGAUUCUCAUUUCUUCCUCUGACUCUAGCUGAAUCCAGGCCAACUCCUAACACAUCCUGUCCUGUACCUGAUCCCACUGAUUCCACCUUAGCUGCACCUGGAACAAUCUAUGAAAAUAAAAGUCUGUAUAUUUCUCUUAUUCUAGAAAAUAGAAACCUCAGAUGUGCCUAUGGAAUAGGGAUGAAUUAAAAACAUUUUUGAAAGCUGCCGGAAGCAAACUUGUGGUGGUUGAAUUCUCAGCAAAAUGGUGUGGUCCUUGCCAAAAGAUUUGUCCUCUUGUUCAUGCAAUGUCUCUGCAGUACCGAAAUGUAAUGUUUGCUAAUGUGGAUGUGGAUGAUUCUCAGGACUUGGCCCAAAUUUAUCAUGUCAAAGCCAUACCCACAUUUCAGAUGUUCAAGAAGGCCCAGAAGGUAACCUUAUUCUCGAGACUCAAAAGAGCAUUUUGCUGUAAUGGAAGUGGAUUCAUGAGCAAGCCGAUUUUUGAAUUUUGUGGAGCUGAUGCUCAAAAAUUGGAAGCGAAGAUUCAAGAACUAAUGUAAGCCGAUCUCCAAGAUAAAAUACAUUUGCAACAUUUUAAAAG
Messenger RNA from Lontra canadensis (Northern American river otter), 587 nucleotides. RefSeq names its product thioredoxin domain containing 8 (gene TXNDC8). NCBI's taxonomy places the organism in Eukaryota, Metazoa, Chordata, Mammalia, Carnivora, Mustelidae. Gene Ontology annotation, molecular function: protein-disulfide reductase activity. The record is from RefSeq and is a predicted model, not a curated record. The coding region runs from base 169 to 546 and encodes 125 amino acids. The transcript is spliced from 6 exons.